Nipponia nippon (crested ibis) is the source of this 1612-nucleotide messenger RNA. Its product is annotated as UDP-glucuronosyltransferase 2A2. The record is from RefSeq and is a predicted model, not a curated record. NCBI's taxonomy places the organism in Eukaryota, Metazoa, Chordata, Aves, Pelecaniformes, Threskiornithidae. Gene Ontology annotation, molecular function: glucuronosyltransferase activity.
GAGUUGUACAUUGACUGCUGAGAUGAUGGGGCCAAGGUUCCCCUGGCUGCUCUGGGCCUACGCAUGCUGCUGGAGCGGUGGCUUUUGUGGGAAGGUGGUGGUCUGGCCCACCGAUGCAAGUCACUGGAUCAAUGUGAAAGUGCUGCUGGAAGAGCUUGUUCUCCGGGGUCAUGAAGUGACUGUGCUGGUGCCCUCAAGCAAUCUGCUCAUCAACUACCGAGACACCUCCUCUCCCUUCACCUUUGAGGUCCUGCAAGUCCCCUUUACCCAGAAGACCCUGCAUGCUGUGAUGGAGGACUUCCUCAAUUUCUGGAUGAAUGAGGCCUCUAAUCUCUUCCCCUGGGAGAUCAUGUGGAGGAUGAAAAAGGACCUGGAGGUUUUUACCAAUAUGUCAAAGCAGACCUGUGACACCUUGUUGAUGAACCCUCAGCUGAUAGAAAAGCUGCAGCAGGCCAAGUUUGAUGUUCUGAUCGCUGACCCCCUGUCUGUAGGUGGGGAGCUCGUAGCAGAAAUCCUAGCAAUUCCGUUUGUCUACAGCUUCCGCUUCUCUGAUGGGAAUGUGGUAGAGCGGCUGUGCGGUGGGCUCCCGUCCCCACCUUCUUAUGUGCCUGCUAGCACAAGGGGGAUGACAGACCAGAUGUCCUUCGUGGAAAGACUACACAACUUCCUCUUUUACUUUUACACGGAUUUAUUUUUCUUGAAGUUCUGGCGAGAUGAAUGGGAUGGGUACUACAGUAAUGUCUUAGGAAGGCCCACAACCCUGUGUGAGACAAUGGGGAAAGCAGAGAUAUGGUUAAUCAGAACAUACUGGGAUUUUGAAUUUCCACGCCCUUUCCUGCCCAACUUUGAGUUCGUUGGAGGCCUUCACUGCCAGCCUGCAAAGCCGUUACCAAAGGAAAUGGAAGAAUUUGUUCAGAGCUCAGGGGAACACGGCAUCGUGGUAUUCUCUCUCGGGUCAAUGGUCUACAACCUAAGUGAUGAAAAAAGCAAUGUGAUUGCCAGAGCCCUCAGUCAGCUUCCACAAAAGGUCCUGUGGCGGUACAAAGGAAAAAAACCAGAAACUCUGGGCUCCAACACCAGGAUUUAUGACUGGAUACCCCAAAAUGACCUGCUUGGCCAUCCCUUGACGAAGGCCUUUAUCACUCAUGGUGGGACCAAUGGGAUCUAUGAAGCUAUCUACCACGGGAUCCCGAUGGUUGGGAUUCCUAUGUUUGCCGAUCAGCACGACAACAUUGCUCACAUGAGGGCAAAGGGAGCUGCAGUUGAGCUGGAUUUCAGCACGCUGGAGACACAGGACCUAGUUGAUGCACUGAAUACAGUCAUUAACAAUUCCACCUAUAAGGAAAAUGCUCUAAAGUUAUCUAAGAUACACCACGACCAGCCAGUUAAGCCUCUGGACAGAGCUGUCUUCUGGAUUGAAUUUGUCAUGCGUCACAAAGGAGCAAAGCACUUGAGACCAGCUGCUCACCAUCUCACCUGGUACCAGUACCACUGCCUGGAUGUCCUGGCAUUCUUGUUCACCUGUGCAGCUAUUGUCGUCUUCAUUCUUGUCAAGUGCUGCUUAUUUUGCUGCAGGAGAUGUGGCAGGAUGGCAAAGAGGAAGAAAGAAUAG